Molecule: messenger RNA, 957 nt
Organism: Dracunculus medinensis (Guinea worm)
Lineage: Eukaryota; Metazoa; Nematoda; Chromadorea; Rhabditida; Dracunculidae
Source: the annotation of a GenBank genome assembly
AUGUCAUAUUUUAUGAUCAGCCGAGAUUCUAAUCUAAUAUUCGUUAUCAUCUAUUUUGAUGGUUUUCGUGACGAAUCCAGAUCAUUAGCCAAUUUAGUAUCGACAUGGUUUGCGAAUGCAAGGCGUCGAUUAAAAAAGGAGAAUAAAAUGACUUGGGCACCACCAAAUAGGCCGGGUGAUGAUGACGACGACGUUGAUGAUGAUAAUGAUGACGAUUUUGCGGAUAUUGACGCCGUUGAAGCAGACCAGUGUGAGCGUCCUUCCAGUAGUGGUUCAGAAAAUGUUACUGAUAACUAUGAAGUUAAAAAAGAAAAAUUAGAAACAAGUUCGAGCCCUCAAGAUUCUUCUCAAACAGCUCAGCAAAAGUGCCAAAUAAAAUCGUCGAUGCAUGAGACAUUUCAUUCAACAAGUCCGCAAAAAACAUCUGCAUCUAAUAAAGAUGCAAAUAAUGAUGUUUUAUCAAAAAAGAAUAAAAUUUGGUCGAUAGCUGAAACGAUUUCAAAUGAUAGCUCAAGCUCGAAUAAAAAAGACCAGCCAACUUCAUCGUCAUCCAAUCCUAAAUUAGAUGAAAAUUCGGCAUCACAUCAAUCAAAUUCUAUACAGUUGAUGGGUGGCUCAUUCAAUUUUCCAGCUAACUCACCUUUUUUGAAUCUGAAUCAGUGGCAUCAGCAAAUGUCAUUGGCGAUGCAUCGUUUACCGUCAAAUUAUCACAGGCCUGAUUUAUUUUCGAUGAUGGCACAAACUGCUCCUCUUCGACCAGUACCACCUCCGCCACCACCAUCCCAUUUGUUAUAUAAUCCUAUAUUAAUUAAAUCUGUACUUCCGCCACAACAACCAUUGCAAACGACUGCGACAUCAAUGUCAAAUGGUAAGUGGUAUGAUCCAGCAAGUAGUCCAGUGUUAAAUACAAAUGAUGGAAAUAAUUUGAAGAAAGGUGCUGAUUCGAAGAAAGACUGA